CUGUCAAUGUCUAUUGGGCUAUGUAAAUGGAAUAGUGAUUUUAUUUUCUUGAUUGAGUAAAUAUUUGGAGCUGAAAUUGGUUUUGUAUUGUUGUUUCUGUAAAAUCGUUUGUUGCAAAAUAAUUGUGCAUGUAUUUAAAUAUGUUCAAGGCAGAGUUGAACGGCGUAGACCCUGGAAGAUUUGCGAGUAACUCGCAAUCUAUAGAAUUUGGUCCAUGGCACAUAUCUUACGAUGUUAGCUGUAUACUGCCGAGUGUGUGUUCUACAAAGGUCGUUUGCGAACGCGAAGACGACCAAUUUUGCCAGUUUUGUAUAUACUGCAAAGAACUGAAGAUACCACAUUUUCCUGAUAUGGUGUUUCCUAAAAACAUUCUUAAGCUGAACCAUAAUAGUGGUGCACAGAUCUGUUUUAAUCCUCUUGAUUCUCUGAAGUGUGUUGCAAGCAAGAUGGAUGCUAUUGAAGUGUCAUGUGCUGAAGCUUGGCAGGAAGCCCGACCAGAUGCAACAAAACCAAAGCGGCCUUUUGAUUGGACAUUUUCAACUGAUUACAAAGGAACACUCACAGAUAAUAUUGUUGUAGAGCCAACCAGUGAAACAAUUGAUUUUGAUUUACUCAAACAAAAGGACCAAAUCCUUUUCUACCACGAUUUAACUUUAUUUGAAGAUGAACUUCAUGAUCAUGGAAUAUCUAAAUUGUCUGUGAAAAUAAGAGUAAUGCCGACAUACUGGUACGUCCUGCUGAGAUACUUCCUGAGAGUAGAUGAUGUGCUGGUAAGGUCCAAUGAAACCAGAAUGUUCCAUUUACUCAACUCUGACUAUGUCCUCAGAGAAUACACAGUGAAAGAGGCACAAGCUAAAGAUUUAAAUAUGCCUACAGCUCACAUGAAAGAAGCAGAUGACGUGAUACCAAUACUGCCAGUUAAAGAAAAAAUUACACACAAAUUAAUUGUGAAUAUACCUUCUAAAUAGAGUGCUUUGAUCUCCAAUAAUUAUAUUACUAAAUAAAAUAAGCUAAGCAAUUGAAUAACGAGUUAGUUAUUACGGGGUUGUAACUAAAUCAAUUUAUGAGCAUAUAAGGAACAAUGUAAUGGUUAUAAUUGUGAAAAGCUUGUAGUACCUACUAAAAGGAAAAAUUGCAAUUUACAAAUUAUACUAUGAUUAUGUUAUAUUAUGAUAUAAUUCGUAUUUGAAUAUUAAGUUUCUUACAAUGAAACCUUCCACUAUUAGUUAAUUAAAGAGGUAAUGCAUUGUAAGUUCUCACGCCAGAGGGCACCACUAGUGAAUAAAAAAAAUACAAGAAACCUGAACAAUUAUAAUUUAUAGUUAAUGCCGAUUAAAUACGAUGUUGUGUUUCCAGAAGUCGUAUUUAAAACGUUAUAUUAUUAGAUAGAUUCUGCCAAACUGUUUAAUCUUGAAUCUUGGGUGAUGCCCUCUGCUCAAGAGUUUGCAAGUUUAUUUAUGGAUUAGGAGGCAAACGAUCAGAAAGAUCACCUGAUGGUAAGCGAUGGACACCCGCAACACCAGAGGAUAUUAUUCCUUGUUGUCUAUUAAAGUCGUCACAAAAGAAUACGAAUGAAAAGGCACUUGUACUGAUAGAGAAUAAAAGUAUUAACUGUGUGUAUUCAUAAUACAACGGUGCUCUUUUAUAACUGCAGAAGCAAAAAUAAAGGUAUUAAAAAACCAA
Molecule: messenger RNA, 1683 nt
Organism: Spodoptera litura
Lineage: Eukaryota; Metazoa; Arthropoda; Insecta; Lepidoptera; Noctuidae
Product: TIP41-like protein
Biological process (GO): TOR signaling
Cellular component (GO): cytosol
Source: RefSeq, a predicted model, not a curated record